This is a messenger RNA of Motacilla alba alba, 10756 nucleotides long. It is a transcript of the gene LPCAT1, whose product is annotated as lysophosphatidylcholine acyltransferase 1. The record is from RefSeq and is a predicted model, not a curated record. Gene Ontology annotation, molecular function: calcium ion binding. The coding region runs from base 169 to 1752 and encodes 527 amino acids. The transcript is spliced from 14 exons. Lineage: Eukaryota; Metazoa; Chordata; Aves; Passeriformes; Motacillidae.
GCAGCCGGGAGGGCGGGGGCCGGCGUUCAGCGGGGAGCGCUCCGGCCGCCGGUGCCGCCCGCACUCCGCGCUCCCGCCCGGCGCCGCCGCUGCCCGGGACCGGCGGCCGCCGCCGCGCAGAGCCCGCGCUCUCUCCCGCGCCGCGUCCUCCCGUUGUCCUGCCCCGCCAUGAAGUUGAGCAGCCGCGGCCGGGGAUGCUGCGCGGGCGGCAGCCGGGAGCGCGGGCCGCCGCCGCGGAGCCCCUUCGUGCACCAGCUGCGCUUCAGCCCCCUGGAGAAAGCCAAGAUUGCCUUCAUGACCUUGACUCUGUUUCCUAUCCGACUCUUUUUUGCUGCUUUUAUGAUGUUGUUGGCCUGGCCUUUUGCAUUCAUUGCUUCAAUGGGAUCUGACGAGCAAGAGCUUGAAAAGCCCCUCUCCUGGUGGCGAAAGAUAGUGGAUGUUUUGCUGAAAGCAAUAAUGAGAAUGAUGUGGCUUGCUGGUGGAUUCCACUGGAUAAAUGUGAAAGGCAGACGGGCAUUGCCAGCAGAAGCAGCAAUAUUAACAGUGGCUCCCCAUUCUUCCUACUUUGAUGCCAUUCCAGUGACCAUGACCUUCGCCUCCAUUGUGAUGAAGGCAGAAAGCAAAGAUAUUCCUGUUUGGGGAACUCUGAUCAAAUAUAUCCGACCAGUGUUUGUAUCUCGCUCAGACCAGGAUUCUCGCAGGAAAACUGUUGAAGAGAUAAAGAGGCGUGCCCAGUCUGAUGGUAAAUGGCCACAGAUAAUGAUAUUCCCAGAGGGCACUUGCACAAACCGAUCCUGUCUAAUUACAUUCAAACCUGGAGCAUUUAUUCCUGGGGUUCCUGUACAACCAGUGGUUUUACGUUAUCCAAACAAACUGGACACAAUCACAUGGACAUGGCAAGGGCCAGGAGCGUUUGAAAUUCUGUGGCUUACUUUAUGUCAAUUUCACAAUUCUGUGGAAAUCGAGUUUCUCCCCGUGUAUAUUCCUUCAGAAGAAGAAAGAAAAAAUCCAGUGUUAUAUGCCAAUAACGUCAGGCGUGUAAUGGCAGAGGCGCUGGGAGUUCCAGUGACAGACUACACGUUUGAAGACUGUCAGCUGGCUUUGGCUGAGGGACAGCUUCGUCUACCUUCAGAUACGUGUCUUUUAGAAUUUGCAAAGCUUGUGAGAAGCCUUGGGCUGAAGCCAGAAACACUUGAAGAUGAUCUUGAUAAAUAUGCUGCCAGUGCCAUGAAAAUGAAGAACGAAAAGGUUGAUCUCAAAGAAUUUUCAGCCUACUUGGAAUUUCCAGUUUCUCAGACAUUAGAAAGUAUGUUUGCACUUUUUGAUGAGAAUGAAGAUGGUGUAAUUGACAUUCGGGAAUUUGUCAUUGCUCUGUCAGUUGUCUGUAAGCCAUCCAAAACUCUGGAAACAAUUCAGCUGGCAUUUCAGCUGUACCAGUCAGAAGGCGGAACUGUCACAGAAGAGGAUUUAGCUCAUAUUCUGAAGACUGCCAUGGGUGUGUCACAAAUUGAUGUUACACAUCUUUUUAGAGCUGUAGAUGAAGAAGAAAAAGGAAAGAUUACAUAUGAUGACUUCUACACAUUUGCUGUGUUGCACCCACACUUUGCAGAAGAAUAUCUCUAUGCUGAUCAGAUGGGAGCUGAGAGCGGCUUGGAGACUUCAUCUCUUUCUGCUCCUAAUGGUAUCUGUACUGACUUCAGCCCUGACAACGCUGGAGAUAGAAGGAAGCCCUUGCAGAAGAAACUGAAUUAACACUACAACUGUUAACUUCCUCUCCUGGUGAGAGGGUUGUAUUUUCUUGGGAUUUUCAUAAGUCACUCCAAUUAUACAGCAAAUACCAGUUUUGUGUGUGAAAAGUUCUACCUGAAUACCAUCCUUUGAAUCAUAUGUGCUAUGUUUAACAACAUGUUCCAGGUUACUUUGGGAAAGGUGUUUUUAUUUUUUUUAAAAGGUCUUUGAAAGGCAAAAAAAUGUGAAUGUGCUUCAUUAUUAAUGUUCAUAUUUAAAAGGAAGCGGCACAACUUAUUUAUAUUCCAUUGGCUAGUUCCAUGUACUGAGUGUCGCACAAACUGUGCAUGUAUAAAGAAAAUGUAGCUCCUAUGGUGUAAAGUGCACUUUGGUGAUUAGUGUUUUCCCUAGUUAUGGGGAUGUUUAUUUGGGGCCAAACUUUGCUGUCCAUAUCUGAAUAGUCAGUCUUGUUGAUUUUGGUGGGAAUUAUUCUCUUGAGCAAGGCAAGCAUACUUUGGCCCUUUGUUUUGGUUUCAGUGAACAGUUUGGAAACAGUAACACAAAAACUUGCUAAGGAUUACUUUUUUAUUUUUAUUGCUGAAUGACAAAAUUGUUUCUCUUUCCAUGGUAGAAUGAAAAGGAAAGGCUCCUUAUCCCUCACCCCAACACUUUUCUACUGUAACCUUCUGGAUGCAAUUAAACAUGAAUUCUUUCCAAACUGACAUGCCACAUACUGUUUGAAAAUACAUAACUGAACUGUUUGUGCUUUUCUCUAAUAACCAAUCCAGAUCAUGUCCACACAGCAUUUUAUGGGAGAUGUAUACAGAGCUAUAUUUGAUUGAGAUUUAUCAGGAAUCACAGGUUUCUUUUGUAACAAGCCUGUACAGAUAACAUAGCAUGGAAUACAUCAUGGGAACUUUGGUGUAUCAGCGCAAGUUGGAAAAAGUUGCAGUCACUUCAGAGGCCUAGCCAGCAACAAGUUGCAGAACAUCCUGAAGAAGUGCUAGUUAAAUCUCUAUAGCAACAUUACAUAUACUUCAAAGAACAUAGAUGAAGCUUAGAAUAGUUUAGAACUGUUUAAAAAAAACCACCACACCUGUAUUAGUAAUACAUAUGUUUCCUUUUGUAAACCCAGAUGCCUUAACUGCUACUGGAGGUCUCAGAGAAAAAUGUAGAUUAUUAUAAAAUCACAGAGCGACAUUGGUUAGGAAAUGUGACAGAAGCCUCAAGGAGCAGGAAGGAGGACUCUGUCACAAAAUAACUAUGAUGGCAACUCUGCUUCCAAACAAAGAAAAAUCUUUUAAGUAAUUUCUGAUCAGUUUUGUAGGGUUUUGUGCAUGGAAAACUAUUGAGAUUAGAGCCUUCCACAGAGAAAUUUAAAACUAGAUUUGAAAGGGAAGAAUUUUGGCAAAGGAUGUCUUGUUUGUACCAAAUGCUUUUAUAGCUAUUUUUUAAGUAGCAGGAGGUGUUUUAAAGCUCAUUAGGGUAUUGGAAUAUGUCCUUAGAAAUCCCAAACUGUAUGUGGCAGGUCUCCAAACUGGAACUGGCUUUAAUAAAGAGGGUAGGAGGAAAAAAAUGUAAGAAAAUAUGCUUUAUGGGGGUAUGUGGAGGUAAUAAUUAAAUUUUUGAUUUAUCCAGGUAACAAAAGCCAAGCUCACAGGGCAGCAGCAGACUGGCUGGUAAGAUUUCCAUUAAAGCUGAUCAUGAAAAAUAGGAGAAAUUGAAAAAAUAAGGUGUAUGAGAAACUACAUUUAAGUAGGAAUAGUCAGCUGCACAGAGGAGGGAGUGAGUAUUACUGUGCCGUGUCUGCAGGCGGAGAUGGCACAGACUAUGUCAUACUGAGCUCUGUUAACUCUUUGCUGCAGAAAAUAUGCUCAUGAUGGAGGGGUGCAUCAGCAUGUGGCCUGUGAGAAGCAGGGUGGUAUUUCUUUGUUACCAACAUGUGAUAAGGUCUUACCCGAGGUACCUUUCAUAUUGGGGCACCUGAGAGAGAUGAGGUGUAAAUUAAUAAAGUCUGGAGGACAGAAAGUACUCAAAAAGAGAUCAAAAGUAUCCUUUAAUGCAAAGAAGAGGAGACUGAAGGAAGAUGUGAAGAGUCAUUAAGUAGAGAAAAAGUUGCUAUAGAGGAAAUAGGAACACUCUUCUCCACAAGGAUGGUAGAUGCUAGCUACUAAUUAAAAAAGCAAGUUUAGCAUUAGGAAAAGUCUCUUACAAUAUGCCUUUUUAAGCUAAGGAGAAGGGUUAUUUCAGGUGGGGUGAACAGUCUGCCUUCUUUCACUGAAGGAAGGAAGUUUUUGAAAACAGAGAUGACAGGGAGCUCCAGUAGAGACACUUGAUUUUGCUGAUCAUGCCCCAGGGUUACAGGGAGAUGUCCCUGAGGCUGUAAUUAUCCCUGUUUUCUGUAAUUAUACAGUAUGUAAGGGAAGGCAGGUGUAGUCUGAACAUAUUGUAUCUCUACAAGACUAUGGCACGUGGCUCAAGCUGGCUAAGGCAGUUAUCUUUUGCUUUGUAUGUGAGCUUGGGAAUGUGAGAAUUUCAGAAUGCAGGGAAUGAGAGAGAGUUCCCCAACACGUGUCUGGAAAAAAGAAAGAGGUAAGCUUAGAAUCACGUGGACAACUCCAAAGUGAGAGAAGCUCCAGAGAAAGAGAUACAUUGACCACAUCUGUGAAACAGCAAAGAGAGCUGAUUGAAGUUGGCUAAAUACAAGUGUGUCUAAUUUGCAUGUACGGUGUGACCCCUUGAGGGUCUGUUUUAUGAAAGCCCAUAGGUUCAUUGACUUUUUUAUUUUUAUUUGUGAGGUGUUUUGUAGUUGUGGUGACUGUAAUUGCUGUACUUGUGUGCACCUAAGCUGUACAGAGUGCAUUGGAGGGUGCUGCAGCCUGUAGUAGAUGGGCCCUUAAACAGGCUCCACAAAGAGGCACUGAAAGUCCUGUGCACCAGUGAGCUCAGUCCAGAGCUGCUGCUGGAGAUGGCUGGUGACCCACACAAAUCACAAGCAAGUACUCUUGGUGGAUUAAAACUCAUUUAAAAAUUGGUGGAUUCAAUCAUUAAAAAGAAAAAGGCAUAAGACAAAACAACAAAUUCUGGAAGGAAAUGUGAUUCUCCCUUUUCUGAGAAAUUACUGAAUGAGAUAAAGACAUAAUAGGAGGAAUGAUAGGAUCAAGGAUCAGCGUGCAUGGAAACACUGCUAGAUCACACAUCAUGUCAGAAAAGUUGAGAUUAAUUUUAGCAUUUGUAGUAUAUAAUAUUUGAGUGCCUUGUAGUGAGAGAAGCCACAUUACCACAGGGUGGUGAACUCAGGCUCUUGAGGGCAGAGGCCUGUAACACAUCACAUGACUGCAGCCAUACUCUUGUUACAAUUCAUCCAUCAAACCCCAGCUGCAGGGGUAUUCCAGUAGUUCCUGAUGAGAAGCCUUUUUAGGGGCAUUGACUGUGGAGCAGCUGGAUUGUGACAGUCAAGUUUCAGUGACCUGAUGCAAAGUCAGAGUAGAAGAGAAAACUUCCUUUCCCCUUCACCAAACACUGACAUGUAAAUGCUUUUCAUUAAAAUAUUACUGAUUUUAUGGGCAGAUUGGUAUAUUUUAACAGGUACUAUCAACACCCCCUAAAUUUACAAGGGGACAUAAGCAGGCUUAGCAACUAUUUAACUUAAAUGAUCCUUACACAAAAAAUGCAGUGAUGUGAAGGCAUUUGACGUUUCUAAUGAGCCUUUUUGUACUCUUAUGUAACACUGCCAUCGCUUGCCAGUAGAGUUCUUGCAUCAACCUGAAUUCUUACAGAUUGUAUGAGAUACCCAGCCAAGGCACUGGGCGUCUCUUCUCAUAUGCCUGAACAAGUAUUUAAAGUUACCCAGAAAACCACAAAAUCACAAAUAUCUGAAGUUUGGCGGGGGGGUUUGGUUUUCUGUUGUUUAAUUUCUAUUUUUUCAAACAUAACGAAGCCUCGCUAAAACCAAACAAAUGCUUGGUAGGUGCAAAUCACGUUUAAACCACUGUCUCUAGCACGGUAUGGCAAAUGUUAUUACAGAUUUUUGGGGAGUCUGUUGCUCUAACAGAUACAUUUAAAACACUUCAUAGGAAAUGUAUAAGCCUGAUGGAGAAACUAGGCUGUACACUUAGUUUUAUAUUAAUUAAUUACACUGUAUGUUUAGAUGCAUUUAUUGCAGCUAGAAUGAUCUAGGUGUGAUAAAUAGCAACCAGACCUGUGUGUGUGUUUGCUAAUCCCAUUUUCAAGGUAUAAAUCCUUAGGUCACAGGGGUUGAAAAGGACACGUGUGCAGUAGGGAAGUGAUGCAACCUCUUUAGGGACACAGCUGCCAGAAGUAAAUAUCUAAGUGUCACACAGAGCUCUUUAUUAAUAUCUUCCUGCAAGCUGAAAAACUUUGUUAGCUAGUUUAGACAUUGGGGUGGUUGGAGUAUUUUUGUAUUCACAAAAUGCAGUGAACAUUUUCCUGUAAAAGUCAUUGUUGCACUUCAACAUCUGAUAAAUUUAUAAAACAGGUGUGGUUUUAUAUAUUUAUGAGUUCCCUGAUAAGUUCAUCUUUGGUAUUGCCAGUAAACUAUUCUUCCUACUUUUAUAUUGCCAUGUGGUAACUAUAGCUUUCCAUAUAAACUGUUUUAGUCAUCUUCUGCUCUCUGCUCCUUCAAAAAUAGUAUCCUCAUUAAAGGACAAAAUAAAAUAAAAAAAAACAAGCAAAAAAAAAACCACCUGCCCUGACUUAAAAACUACUAGUUGCGAACUCUAGUAGCAUGUGCUGUAGAUCCUGUGAUCUCAGGAAAAAUCUGUGAGCAAGCUUUGCAUAUGUUAUGGGACUAAACUAGGCUGGAGAGAAAACAAAAUUAUGGUUUAAAGUUCUGACAAACUAAGUUCAAUUUUUCUUUAGGUUAGAGUGUGGGUCAUAAUACUUUCUGAAAUGUUGCCUUUUACCUAAUGUGAACCCUCUGUUCUUUUCUCUAGCAGAGCUUUCAUGAGUGUUCUAGAAAUAGGAAAUUACAAAUACACUAGCCAAGAGUUCUACAUUAGCAAAAUUCAAAUUUGGCUCCUAAAGCUAUAUUGAGGCACAAAAGCUCCCUGUGAACCAGGCACUUCAAAUAGUUUGCUACUUUUCAGGUAUCUGAACUUCAGCUGGUUAGGAAGACUUAAAUUAACAAAUUAUUCUGAAUAAAUCACUACCAAAAAAAACUGUGGAAGAAAACAAAAAUGGAAGUAAGUGUUGUCAUCAGUGUCAUUAAUAAUUAGUUACUAAUUAAUUAAAUAAUUAAUUGAUCAGUCCGACAAAAUGGCAAGAUCUGUUUCACAUAUGAGCAGGAAGGCUGACAUGGUCAUUCAGGUAAUUUUGCUAUCCUGACUAGGUAGAAUUUUAUCCAGGUGAUCUUUACUCAGAGGGUGAUUUCUUGAAGGUAGUGCAACAUCCCAGUAAUGUCUUGGUCACCGGCAGUGGAGACUUCAUCUUCUCACCCUGCCUUUUUUUCUUUGCAUUAUGGAGAAAAGUAUUCAAACCAUGAGAGGAACCCUGUAGGAUCUUACGGGUAAAAACCCUCCAGCACCACCUCAGAGAUACACGGUGGUAGUUCUGUGGAAUAGUUAUGGUGGUGAACUGGAUAGACAGUGCUGGUCACCAACACCUUGUGGUCAAACCAUGUGUAAAUGAUAAUACUGAGUUAAAACUACUGAGAGAACACAACAGCAAACAGGGCAUCCUUUAGACGUGUUUGGACUUGGGUCUGUGAGUAUUUCCUGCGUCUCAAAGUGCUCAAGUUGAGACAGUUUCUUUGUCUGGGAAACAUGUCAGGUUUCUUUCAAGAUACUAACUACUUUAACUUCUUCAAGUGGAAGAGUGCUUUGUUUUGUAGAAAGCAGCUUCUUUUUCCCCAGAUGGUGUGAUGUACUUUUAUCCUGUGUAAUGUGAUAAAAUGAAGUGGGUGAUACCAAGAGAGCAGAGGAUAAAAGAGGCUUAUAAAAUAGAGGGUUUAUGUUUCUGUGAGAUAUGCUGACACAUUUCUGCACAGUAGUUGACACUGCCUAGAUUGUCUUGUAAGUUCAUUAUGCAAAAUCAUUUUACUGGCUGUUGAUGGCAGUGGCUGUUUAUUCCACUUUCCUUAGCAGGGUGGCAGAGCAGAAUACUCCUAUUCAGACCAACUUUGGGGUAUAGAUGUAUUUGCAGUUUUGAAACGAUUAGUGUCUGGGAACAGAAACAGUAGAAUCACCUUAGCACUGAUUGCACCUCAGUAAGUUAUUCCUGUUACAUAACUUAGCUCUUUGGGGUAUUUUUUUAUUAACACAGUUAUCAUGCUUUAUUCUGAGCUAAGUUGAACAGAGCCAUAUGAACAUCAGAGCUCACUUGAGAUAGCUUGGGGAUCUCAAAAAGGUGCUGUAUGAUAAUCUGUUGGUAGAGUGUUACAUUUCAGUUUUUUCGCUUUGACCAAAAAUGUCAGAAGCAAGAGAAAAAAGUCAUGACUUCUGUAAUACUCUAUUUUUAUACUGUCAAUGGGGUGUUAUUUAAGAGCGCCAGUUCUGAGCCAAAGUCAGCUGAAGAAAAAUCAGACUGAAUUUCUGAUUCUGAACCAGCAAGUAGAAAAUCCCAUCCAUGCCCAGCAUGGCAGCAAAGCCUUUACUCUGCAGCUGGCCUUUUUCCACAGUAAAGAAGGAUCUUUUCUGCCUCUUGGGCUGGUGAAUUCAGUUUACUCUAUCCCUAGUUCUUGCUUGUGCUGUCUGUUCUUUGUAGGUUUGUUGCAGCCAGAGGGAGACCCUGCUGCCUCCUAAGCUGAAGUGACAUUCAUGGACUUUUCUCCCUGAGCCGGCAGCAGCAGGUGAAUAUUUGAGUCCUGUUCCAGUAAUGCUACCCAAAACUAAACUAUUUUAGUUUGUGCCUGCCAUUAGGUACAGAACUGCUUUUUCUUUUCAUACACUUUAACCAUUGCAGGUGUGUCCAGGUGACAGCAGGUCUGAAAGAGCUUAUGAGAUUGUCCUUGUUCCUGUGAGCAACAAGAAAUUAAAUUUAGAAGUAUUAGAAGUUUACAGUGAAACCUUAAAUUGGAUUGACUCCUGACUCACUAUAUAUAUAUCACUUUCAGUGUGAGCCUGUUCACUUCCAUGUUCCAAAUGCAGGAUCUAUAAAUGUGAUGGCAAACAAAGUCUCCUCAUGGAUACUGAAGAAAGCUGACGCUCAGACACUUUUCAUCCUACCAUGGUACUGGAAAUGAAAUUCAUCUGACAAUAGGUUGUUUCUAAGUCUAUGAAUGUAUAUGGGGAAAACCCAAAUACAUGUCUUUUAUUCACUAUCCAGCAUGAAGACAAUUUUGUAUUUUAAAUGCUAAAGAAAUAAACUUUGAAAGAUCUUUUAUGGCCUAAGUAUAUAUUUUUUUGUCCUAUGUUUUCUUUUAUAAUGAACUUCAAGCAAAAUAUUUCUUAUAUUUCAGAAAGGACAUUUAGGUUAGCCAGUGCUGUAUUUUCCAGACAACAAAAGCAGUUUUAAAGUCAACAUCUAAAAAUGAAAUUGUAUUUUUAAAUAUGUGAAUUAGAAUUCCUUUAAGUUAAACAUGUCUCCUUAGCAACUGUAUAUACUUAGACAAAAAGCAAACCCAUUGCAGCUGCUUGUCUCUGUAGUUGUUUGUGUUUGGUGAUUUGUUUAUAUUGCUUUUUCAUAUUGCUCUAAGGUUAUUAAGAGUCCGUGUAAAUCAGCAAUGUUAGAAAUAGAAGUCAGAAGUAAAUUUCUUUAGAAGUGAUAGAAUUUGUUUCCUGGAAGAGGACCAAGAGUAAGCAUCAGCUAACCUUGUGUUAUGUACUAUACUACUUAAAUGUUGCAGCAUUGUGCUGAGAGUAUUUGACAUCUGUUCAAUGGGACCACUUUCUAAACCUUUUUGUAAUUCCCAGCAUCUGUCCAGGUGUGUGAGACAUUUCUAAUUUGAUGACAGAUACUAGUUCAUCUUUUUUGGAAAAAUAAAAUUGAGUAAUCAGCAAGCUGAGAAAUAACUCAGAAAAAAAUAAUUUUGAUCUCUGUUGUUGAACUUGCAUUGAGGGUAUCAUUUUUAUACAUUGGGAGAAAAAAAAAUGAUUGCUGUGGUUUUGAACACACUUGAAAUUUCAAAUGCAAAAUUGAAAAAGUUAACACUGAAAUUAUCACAUUUUGGAAUUCUCUUGUACUUCUACUGAAUCCAAGUUAGGCACUGCCAUGAAAAGGAUGCUUUUAGCUGGAAACCUCUGUUGACAGAGCAGGAAUCUGUUUUGUAGGGACUCACUUGUGAGGUAUCACAUGGUUGUUCCAUCAGUGGUACAACUUCUAUUGCUGACUUCAAGGCUGCUUAAACAGAGCUGGUGUGUUUGAAGAAAAAAAGGUUUUUAUUGUAAGAGCCCUUGGAUGUGCAGUGUAAAUCUGUAACAAUAUAUAGUGCUACUGGAUAAUAAUGAUCUAAAUGCAUAUUUUCUGCUGUAAAUUUCCCUCAUGUGGCUCCAAUGAUAUGUGUACAUAGACUAUUACCUUUGCACUGAACUGACUAUACUUCAUAAAAUGAAGAGCAAAAACAAGUAUUGUACUAAAGAUGACCAUACCUUGUGGCUCCAAUUGUGGAAAUACUUUUGCAGAACAAAAGGUAUAGCUUCAGUGUUAUAAAUUUGAUUUUUAUAUUUUUAUUAACAUGCAUGGAAGACUAAGGAUAAUAUUUUUUAAAAAUGAACUUGGUUUUUGUACAUUUUUUCAAUGUUUAAAGCUAUAUGAUUUAACAUUACCUCUGAAUGCCAGUGAUCAGUGAAUUUUUAAAGGAAAUACCUCAAUUUGAGCAUUCUUCUCUUGUUACUUGUCUGAUAGGUUAAAAUGGACUAUAGGGUGUGAUGAAGUGAACAUAUACAGGUGCUUAAACUGUGCUGUAGAAAGCAUAUGAUGAUUUACUGAAAGGGACCUAAAUGAUACACUACAAGUGUUGAGUGCAGUUACACAAUCAUGGCUCAUUCUGCCCAACUGGACAUUUUCCUCAUGAAUGGCUUGUAAAUUAAAUUUUCAGCGUGAAGCCAAAUUAAAAAAAAUGAAACAAAAA